AAAAAGUAUCGGAACAGUAACCGCAAAACGUAGAGAGAAGAAGAAGUAGAUCAGACCGUUGUACAUAUAGCCGUUAAGGAACAACAAUUUAAAUACCUGAGCUUCACAGAAAAGGCAACCUUAUCAACACACAAAAACACCAACUCUUCUUACUCUUUAGAUUCCAUUUUCGAUCUCUGUUUCUUCAUUCCAUUUUUUUUUUCAAAAACUCUCGUUGCUUUCCAUUUCUGGAUCUUUUUUUCCUUAUAAAGUAUCAAUCUUUUGUUUGGUAUGGCUGGAACUAAAGAUUCUCACAUAGUCGAGAUUCCUGUAGACGAAGAGCACAAAGAGAAGCAACAGCAACAAAAACAGUUGGUUACGGUCCCAACACCGGGAAUACUCAAAGUGAUUCAACAGCAUCCGUUGUCGGAGAUCUCAGAGUCUCCAGGCCAUCUCUUGCUUCUAAAGCUAUGGCAAAGAGAAGAAGAUCUCUUCUGCCGCCGCGUCCUCCGCAAAGAAUCAAGGCUCGAGUCGAUCAAAAGAGAGAUCUUUCAGCUCUGCUGCUUCUUCCUCGUAUUCCACGGCUUCUUCUUCACCAUCCUCUACUCUUCUUCCUGCUCUGACGAUGAUGCUGUCUGCAAGAAGUGGUGGAUACCUUCUGCGGUGUCGCUAGCCACCUCGCUGGUUCUGGUGUUUCUGGUUCAGGCUAAGCUGUUCUUGUUCUGGAAAGUUUCGAGAGGAGUUCAUAGGGAGAGGAACGAUAACAGGACGCUUACGCGGUGUGUGUUGGAGCUGAGGAUGAAAGGGUCGAGCUUUGACCUGUCGAAGGAGCCGAUGAGUGGGAAGAGGAUGAAGAGCUCGAGCGUUGAGAUCAAGUGGAAACCUGUUACUUGGUUCUCUCAGUAUUUGAUCACCAUUGUUCUUCUUUGCUUUGCAGGGUUGUUCUUCCCCGUCUCUAAGUUCAUCCUCUGCGGAUUUUGAUCUGACAAAACUUUUUUAUUCAUUUUUUUUUUUUUUUGUUCCGGAUUCUAGUACAUUUUUUCUUCAACCUCCAUUGUGGGGAUGAAGCCUUUUGGUCCGAUCUUCCUUAGCUUGGGAGAGUUGCUGUCAAAUCACAGGGGUCCAAGAACAAACUGUAACUUUUGGCAGCCAUACGCUCUCUCACACAUAGUAGAGAUCAUACGUCUGACGCUACAUAGAUAUGUAACUUUGAAUCAGAAUUCUAUAAAGUUUCAUUCUUUUAUUUGUUUUUCUAUAAUAAAGAGCACAGCUUGUGAAGUAGUAGUAUCCAAUUUUUUCAGCAAAUAAAAUCAAAACUGCAAACAUUCA
This is a messenger RNA of Brassica napus (rape), 1308 nucleotides long. RefSeq lists its product as uncharacterized. Lineage: Eukaryota; Viridiplantae; Streptophyta; Magnoliopsida; Brassicales; Brassicaceae. The transcript has 2 exons. The record is from RefSeq and is a predicted model, not a curated record. Bases 271 to 960 code for a protein of 229 amino acids.